UUUGUUGACUUUUGAAAGUUGGCCGGUUUAGUUCAAAUUGUGCGAUUUUGGAGAAUGGAGCUGAAAAAGGAGGAAUUACUGAUCCUGUUCGACGUAGACGGAACUCUCACGCAACCACGGGCCGCUAUCGAGCCGGAAAUGAAGGAGUUCCUGUACCGGGAUGUGCUACCGCGGGCUACUCUCGGUGUGGUCGGUGGUUCGGAUUUGGACAAAAUGUGUGAACAGCUGAACGGGCAGGAGUUCCUGACUAAGUUCGAUUACGUGUUCCCCGAGAAUGGAUUGGUGCAGUACGAGGCGGGCCGAGAGGUGGGCAAAGUGUCCAUUACCCAGCAACUCGGCGAGGAACCGUUGAAGCGCUUCAUCAACUUCUGCCUGCACUACAUCGCCGAUCUGGAGAUCCCGAUUAAACGGGGAACCUUCAUCGAGUUCCGCAACGGAAUGCUGAACGUGAGUCCGAUCGGGCGCAACUGUUCGACGGAGGAACGGCAGGAGUUCUUCGCCUACGAUGCGGUCCAUAACGUGCGGCAGCAGAUGAUCGAUCGGUUGAGGGGCGAGUUCAGCGAGCUGGACCUCACCUACAGCAUCGGAGGCCAGAUUAGCUUCGAUGUGUUCCCACGGGGCUGGGACAAAACGUACUGCUUGCGUCACGUGGCCAAGCGAAAGCCGGAAUUCCGAGAGAUUCACUUCUUCGGCGACAAAACCGACCCGGGUGGUAACGACCACGAGAUCUACAGCCAUCCGCAGGUGAUCGGCCACCGGGUAACGUCACCGAGCGAUACGAGAGCCCAGCUGGUGGAACUGUUGCGACUGUGAUCCGGAGCGGACGGU
Anopheles darlingi is the source of this 828-nucleotide messenger RNA. RefSeq names its product phosphomannomutase (gene Pmm2). Lineage: Eukaryota; Metazoa; Arthropoda; Insecta; Diptera; Culicidae. Gene Ontology annotation, biological process: mannose metabolic process; protein N-linked glycosylation; GDP-mannose biosynthetic process. Gene Ontology annotation, molecular function: phosphomannomutase activity. The record is from RefSeq and is a predicted model, not a curated record. Gene Ontology annotation, cellular component: cytosol. The coding region runs from base 55 to 813 and encodes 252 amino acids. The transcript has a single exon.